This is a messenger RNA of Anopheles coustani, 2109 nucleotides long. Its product is annotated as proliferation-associated protein 2G4. NCBI's taxonomy places the organism in Eukaryota, Metazoa, Arthropoda, Insecta, Diptera, Culicidae. The transcript has 5 exons. The coding region runs from base 204 to 1478 and encodes 424 amino acids. The record is from RefSeq and is a predicted model, not a curated record.
CUGCCGCGUCGAAACGAAACGUGCAGAUUGCGGUGUGUAUUCCGUAAUCUUCAGUCGUGGUGUUUUUGCAGAUUGUCUUGUGAUUUUCAACCCUCGCAGCCCGUUGAACGGUGCUGAGUAACUAUACUUUACUGGCACUCUAUUGGACAGAAAGGAGUAAACCUGUUUAGUUUGGUUUCGUAAAGAAACAGCGCUGCAACAACAUGCCGCCAGCCGAGAAACAGGAAGAGAAGGAGCAUACGAUCGAUGAGCCUGCCGUCGUCGAGAAGUACAAAGUGGCCGGUGAUAUCGUAAAUAGAGUCCUUCAAACGACUAUUAAAGCAUGUGUCGCUGGUGCUUCUGCGAAGGAAAUCUGCCUGAAGGGCGAUGCUAUGUUGAUGCAGGAGGCGGACAAGAAAUACAAGAACGAUGAAGACAUGAAAAAAGGUGUCGCCUUCCCAACGUGCCUCUCGGUGAAUAAUUGCAUCUGCCACUUCUCGCCAUCGCGCAACGAUCCCGACUACAUACUGAAGGAAAACGAUGUAGUCAAAAUCGAUCUGGGUGCCCACAUCGACGGAUUCAUUGCGGUUGCGGCGCACACCAUUGUCGUCGGUGCAACGGCCGAGAAGAAGUGCAAAGGUAAAGCAGCGGACGUGGUGCUGGCGGCUUACCAUGCUAGCCAGGCCGCACUGCGGCUACUUAAGGACGGCACCGGCAACUACGCAGUGACGGAAGCGGUGCAGAAAAUUGCAGCCGACUUUAAGUGCAAACCGAUCGAGGGCAUGCUGAGCCAUCAGCUGAAACAGUUCAAAAUCGACGGUGAAAAGACCAUCAUCCAGAAUCCAACGAUUGCGCAGAAGAAAGAGCAUGAAAAAUGCGAUUUCGAGAAGUACGAGGUGUACGCCAUGGAUGUACUCGUCAGCACCGGCGAGGGACUUGGCAAGGAACAGGAUACUCGGGUGGCUAUCUACAAGAAGACGGAGGAAAACUAUCUACUUAAGCUGAAAGCGUCCCGUGCGUUCUAUGCCGAGGUGAAGAGGAAGUACGGACCGAUGCCUUUCAAUUUGCGCAACUUCGAGGAGGAAGCCAAGGCCAAGAUGGGCGUCAACGAAUGUGUGACGCACAAGCUGGUGGAACCUUUUCAAGUAUUAUACGAGAAGCAUAAUGAAUACGUUGCUCAGUUCAAAUACACGGUACUAAUCCUUCCCCAAGGGCUGCGAAUCGUGACCGGCUAUCCGUUUGACCCGACGUGCUACGAAAGCGAACACAGUGUGCAAGAUGAGGAGAUGAAGAAGCUGCUUGCUACGGAUCUGAAGCUUGCUGAUUCGAAGAAUCCUUCCGCUGCCAUCCCCGGUGGGCUGCCGGUCAAGGACAAGAAGAAGAAAAAGAAGAAGAAGAAGAAGUCGGGCACUGGAGCCGCCACGGCUGCUGGUGAGGAUGAAGCUGCCGGGGAUAGCGGCGACGAGGAGGAAGUCGAUGCGAAGGAAGAGAAAGCAUAACAAUGCAGCAUGAUGCCGUUUACCGAUGGUGCUAAAGUAACAACAAACACCUAGGCUUCGUCUUCGACCACUUCAUCGAACGUCCGUACUGAUACAUGUUUAAUUUCUUUCGUUUAAUUCGGGCUCUAAUCUUUCAAACGAAGAGUUAAUUUUGUUCAACCAAGUUUCGACAAGUGACGUUCGUAACGAUUAUUCAUAAAACGGAGAACGGUUAAGAAAAUCCCCUCCCCACACCGAAGUUCUACAGUUAGGUCCGAAGGAAGAUCUAAAAAUAGAAUAUGUUUGCUAGCGCCACCUAUCGGCAAGUCCAUUUACUUAUGUUUCGAUUGUAGAUUCUAUGCCGCAUUUUGCGUCUGGAGAUAAAAAUUGCAACAACAAAACACUCGUAAACUGUGUUCAUACUUCUAUAGCUUGUAUCAAUGGAUGCAUCCUGAUUUGUUGAAAAGAAAAGUGGUUCUUCAGUCGGAAGGGGUUUUGCCUUUACCUUUGUUCGUUACUAACCGGGUCCUUGUUGCAACACGUUGUAGAACAUUCUCAAAGCCCUUUUUUACAUUUCGUAAUAGGUUUGUUUUUUUGUCGCAUAUUUCAUUUAAAACAGAUCAGAUACAAAAAUAAAUGUGUCUGAAAUAUG